This is a messenger RNA of Hemisphaericaspora subhashii, 225 nucleotides long. RefSeq lists its product as uncharacterized. The record is from RefSeq and is a predicted model, not a curated record. Gene Ontology annotation, biological process: small GTPase-mediated signal transduction. Bases 1 to 225 code for a protein of 74 amino acids. The transcript has a single exon. Gene Ontology annotation, molecular function: guanyl-nucleotide exchange factor activity. Lineage: Eukaryota; Fungi; Ascomycota; Pichiomycetes; Serinales; Debaryomycetaceae.
AUGUAUGGGGUUUUGAUAAAUAUUGGAGUAACUAGAUCCACUGAUGUUUUGGAUGAACCAGUGGUGGGUCAUGAUGAAGUUCAUGUCAAAUUAGAGAGGUUGUUGAUUUGUAGUGAAUGUGAAAAGGGUCCACUUGGAUUCGCUGGGAUUCCAAUUGGUUUGGAAGCUGAUCAUAGAAACUUGCAAUUUUCUUUGAGUUGUAAUAGUGUAUUAUAUGAUUUUUAA